Lontra canadensis (Northern American river otter) is the source of this 1368-nucleotide messenger RNA. RefSeq names its product leucine rich repeat containing 10 (gene LRRC10). NCBI's taxonomy places the organism in Eukaryota, Metazoa, Chordata, Mammalia, Carnivora, Mustelidae. The transcript has a single exon. Bases 81 to 920 code for a protein of 279 amino acids. Gene Ontology annotation, molecular function: protein binding. The record is from RefSeq and is a predicted model, not a curated record.
GGCUCUGGGCAAUCCACCUCCCCCAGGGUAGCCCCUCAGCGAGUCAGUGGGCUGGGGCUCUCUGUGCCUCCACCCUCUGCAUGGGGAACGCCAUCCGGGCCCUGGUGGCCUUCGUCCCCGCCGACUGCUGCCAGAGCUACCUGGUCAGAGACCUCCGGGAGAUGCCGAAGGACAAGAUGGUGGAUCUGAGUGGGAACCAGCUCCGCCGCUUUCCCGUGCAUGUGUGUUCCUUCCGGGAGCUGGUCAAGCUCUACCUGAGUGACAACCACCUCAACAGCCUGCCUCCAGAGUUGGGGCAGCUCCAGAAUCUGCAGAUCUUGGCCCUGGAUUUCAACAACUUCAAGGCUCUGCCUCAGGUGGUGUGUACUUUGAAACAGCUCUGCAUCCUCUACCUGGGUAACAACAAACUUUGCGACCUCCCCAGUGAGCUGAGCCGGCUCCAGAAUCUCCGGACCCUGUGGGUCGAGGCCAACUGUCUCACGCAGCUGCCAGAUGUGGUCUGCGAGCUUAGGCUCCUUAAGACUCUGCACGCCGGCUCCAAUGCCUUGCGUCUGCUGCCGGCCCGGCUCCAGUGCCUCCGGGAGCUGCGGACCAUCUGGCUCUCAGGCAACCUGCUGACCGACUUCCCCGCUGUGCUGCUGCACAUGCCCUUCCUGGAGGUGAUCGAUGUGGACAGGAACAGCAUCCGUUACUUCCCCAGCCUGGCCCACCUGUCGGGUCUGAAGCUGGUCAUCUAUGACCAUAAUCCUUGCAGGAAUGCACCCAAGGUGGCCAAAGGAGUGCGCCGUGUGGGAAGAUGGGCCGAGGAGACGCCAGAGCCUGACCCCAGAAAGGCCAGGCGCUAUGCCUUGACCCAGGAGGAAAGCCAGGAUGGAGAGGCACCUGCCCUGCCUUCUCUACUUCUUCCUCCCAACUCCUGAAUGCUUCAGUUGUCAGUCGAGGCCAAGGACACAACUCUGGUGUCUUCUGGAGACCUUCUGGAGACCUCUCCUUUAGAGUGCAAAGGAUUGCUUGGGGACAUGUGGGGUGCCUUUGCAAAAAACUUCUGGCCAACAUCUCUACCAAAGCGAAGCUGUGUGCUCUGGGGAGCAUGAGGACUUCUUUGCAAGAAAAUCAACUUCUCCAAACAGAUAUUUUGAAACACUGAAGAUCAAGAAGUGCUAGGACAUUUUGUCCUUCUCCCUCUCCAGAAAUGGCUGGUCACGAUGCUCAUGACCUCCUCGAAUAAGGUAUUUAUUAAAGAAUUCACCCGAGUUCUGGUGGCCUGGCUCCAGCUCUUUGCAGGGUAGAUUGGUGUUACUGUGAAUGACCAUAAGUGAUAUGAAAAUAUUGCUAAUUCAGGUCACUUUUUAAAAGACAUUUCUACCU